AAGCAGCCAGUACUUUUCGCACGGCGCGCGCUGCUCCGCAUAACUGAAUAGGCGCUUCUCUUAGUGCGUAUCAUCAAAACCGGCUGAACCGGGAACGAAGCAACCUAGACAAAACGUGGAGGGCUAUACAUCCCGCAGGUUCUGCACUGCCUGCUGCGGUUUUUGAUUUGUGCUAUAACAAGAUUGCUCUUAUAAUCAGCGUAUAAGAGUCCGCAAAGUGGACAACUCCCUUCACGCGACAAACCUCAGACUUAAACCAUGCGUUCCCGACCCUUAGUGAUUUUGUUUUCCUGUCUUGGAGCUUCAUGCCGAUGCCUGGCAGCCCCAAUUGGCUUAACCCAAACCCAAAAUCCGAUUGUGUGUGGCGUUGUCUUCACCGACUGCUCCGUAGAUGCUUCCGCUGCGACAUCUAGCUCUGUAAAACAUGAACCUACAUCCUCGUCGAAGAUUGCGGGCGCUGGAGCAUGUUGGAUACCUGGGGGCUGCUCGCAACCUUCGGUUAUUUUCUUUACGCCCGCCAUCAUCCCUUCUCCCGCCACAGCCUCGCUCUCACCAUAUAAUACGGCCGAGCCGACUCAUCCAAUGAUCCUACUCGACCCGUCUUCGCGCCCUUCUCAUGGUCAGGUAGUAUCAGUAUUCAAAAACCAGCAGCGUCAUCGGCACAGAGGGCGUUGGCGCGUUGUGCGACAAAACCCGGUUGUUAUCCUUUUCGAGGUGUUAGGCGGGUUAGUUGGGAUGGGUAUUCUGACUCUAUGCGGACGCACUGUGCAAAGUUACUACCGCACUCCACGACGAGAUCUCGUACGUGAUCAUAUGGACCGAUACAAUCUCGAAAGGGAACUUGCGGAGAUAGAAGUGGCCCGUAUGCGCAGCAGCAGCUUACCGCAGGACAGCUCAUCCGACGAACCGCCUCCAGCCUACCAAGAACCUCCGGAGUAUGGAGAGCAUCCAAAGCUGGUUCCCAGCACACCACGGUGUUGCCAAGACAGCCGAUAGCGGGAACAUAUUCCCAGUUUUGUUAUUUAUUCUAUGUCACGACGCGUGUUCGGGAUGUUAAUUAUAACUCUCACGAUUUUAGCACUCUUGGUUCGCUAUACUUGGUGAAC
This is a messenger RNA of Fomitiporia mediterranea MF3/22, 1106 nucleotides long. RefSeq lists its product as uncharacterized. The record is from RefSeq and is a predicted model, not a curated record. The transcript has 2 exons. NCBI's taxonomy places the organism in Eukaryota, Fungi, Basidiomycota, Agaricomycetes, Hymenochaetales, Hymenochaetaceae. The coding region runs from base 259 to 996 and encodes 245 amino acids.